Lucilia cuprina (Australian sheep blowfly) is the source of this 1657-nucleotide messenger RNA. RefSeq lists its product as uncharacterized. The transcript is spliced from 3 exons. The coding region runs from base 162 to 1331 and encodes 389 amino acids. NCBI's taxonomy places the organism in Eukaryota, Metazoa, Arthropoda, Insecta, Diptera, Calliphoridae. The record is from RefSeq and is a predicted model, not a curated record.
UGCUAAACCAGACGUCAGUCGCUGCAAGUAGUUAGUUGGUCAAAAAUUAUUUUGUUAAAGAUAAAAAAUUGCUUCGAAUAAUCAAUAUUUCUUCAUGCUAUUGCAUUGCACUGGGUGUGAAUAAAGCAUCAAAUAAAUGGCUUUAAUAUAAUUUUAUAAAAAUGGAAAAUACUAAUAACUUAAGUAAAGCAAAUAUACUAAACGAAGGUGAAGAUUGCAAUGGAUUUGAUAACCAUCACAAUGAUGCAACCGAAACCGCUGAAGAAAAUCCAAAAGCUCAGGCUUAUUUAGAUCAUUUAUUAAAUGAUGGUUGCAAAGAGGGUGAUAGCGGUUAUGAAAUGGAGCUGCCCACUUACUACAAUGAUAAAUUAUUUAGACAAGGCCAAAGUUAUUUGUCAAAAUAUCGCUUUGUUGUGCAAAGUGGUAUGUUGGCCGGUUUAGUAGCUGUCUUAGCCAUACCCUCGAUAUUGAAAGUACUGAUUUGUACACGCCAAUCCUCUUCGCCAGCUACAGCAUAUCGACGUUAUGUACGCACUAUAAUGCUUACAACUGCCUGGUAUAAUUACUCACCCACACCGAGAACCUCGAAAUUCUGGAUUAGUUUAGAGGCGGUACGAAAAGCUCAUUCACGUUCUAGUCGAGCCUGUGCUAAAUUGGGUGCUGGUCAAAUAACACAAAAAGAUUUAGCUUUAACACAAUUUGGUUUUAUAGGAUUUCUAACAUUGGGUGCUCAUCGCAUACAAAUGUACGAUGAAGAUUUCCUAGAGUCUACAUCUCAUAUGUGGAGGGUUUUAGGUUAUUUAUUGGGUAUUAAAGAUGAGUACAAUAUUUGCGGUGAGAAUUGGGCUGAGACGAAAUUGAGACUAGACAUUGUUAUGCGUAAGGUAUAUGAACCGGCUUUGGAGAAUACCAGUAAAGAUUUUGAGCAAAUGUGUAAAGCUUUAAUAGAUGGUCUAUGGCCAGUAAGCACCAGUUUAACUGUGGGCUCAUUUCUCUAUAUGACCAAGCGUCUGGCUUAUGUCAAGGGUUAUGAAUACUAUGAUUUUGACUAUCGUCCCGGCACAAAACCCAAUCCAAAUCAAUAUCGUUAUUAUAAGGAUUUAAGUUGGUGGGAUCGUAUAGUUGUAUUUUAUGGCCUUCUAAUGGUGACCUAUUUACAUAAAUAUAGUAUUGUACGUUGGUAUCUAAAUUUCCGUGUAUGGUUUAACGAACAAUUAAUGUAUUAUUUGCCUUAUAUUGCCUUCUUUAAGUAUGGUAUCAAAUGGUCAUAUGUGCGAGUCUUUACCGGCAGUAGAGCACAAUCAUUUGAUUUCCAUUUAAAAGAGGAUUAAUUUAUUUUUUGUAAAAAAAGGGUUUUGAAGCAUAAUCCUUACAAUAUCCUUAUUACCAAGAAAAAUAGUUUUAAGUAUUUUAUAAACUUUUUUUGCGAAAAACAUAGUAUUUUUAGAAAUAUUUAAUAAACAAUUCAAAAAUAUUUGCCUUAUAUUGCCUUCUUUAAAUAUGGAUUAAAUUGAACUCAAUGGCAAUAGAGUUUCAUUCAUUAGAUUUUCAUUUUAUAUGAGAAAUUAUUGAUGUAAUAUUUAUGUAAAUAAUUAAAAAUAUAUGAAUAAUAAAAAAUAAAUAAAUAAUUUUUAAUAUUUUUGAAUUUUAUAAUAAA